AUGGCCGGCAUUGAAACACAAGAAGGCCAUUUCAAUAAAUUUAUGGGUAUAUUAAAGAACGUCAGCGAUGGAUUUAAUGCAUUAUAUCAACUGAAAGCCAAUACUCAAGAAGAUAUAAAUAAAAUUUACGAAAUAAUCAAAGAAAAUUUGAUUGAAGAGAAAAAAUAUUCUCAAGAACAGAUAAUCAGCGAACUAUCUUACAUAAUUCAAUAUCGAAAUCGCUUUACCAAACCAUAUUUUACGUUAUUCAAGAAAUUUUACGAAGAAUUCAAUCCAAAAGAAGUUAAAACAAUAUCAUCUCUACUAGAUUACUUUGUUUAUAAAGAGUACUCUGUUAUUCUGGAUAAAGAAGAUAAAGAUGACAUCAAAAAUUAUGAAUCUCAAAAGCUUUCAUUGGAAAUCCACGAAGAAAACACAAUUUACAGAGCAAUUAUGAAUGAUGAUAAAGAUUCCUUAAUAAAAUCUACAGAAAAAGAAGAUUUUGAUAAAAAUCAAAUUCUGAAAAGUGGAUUAUAUCCUGAAUCAGAAAAAGGAUAUUCAUUACUUGAACUAUGCUGUUACCAUGGUUCAAUCAACUGCUUUAUGUCUUUGAGAGAUAAAUUUAAUUCAGAAAUCACUCUACAAUGUCUUCAAUUUUCAUUUUUAGGUGAAAAUUUAGAGAUAAUUAAAGAAUGUUUGAAAACACAAAAACCAGAUGAAGAAUGCAUGAGAUUUGCAAUUAUUUCUCAUAACAUUGAUCUCGUUAAGUUAUUGACGAAUGAAUAUAACAUGAACAUUGAUUUACAACAAUGUUAUCGCUUUAACAAUGUUGAAGCUUAUUUGCUUUAUUUAGAAAUGACAAAAGAUGUCAACAAUUGUUUUGUUUAUUCACCAAUCUUUAAUACUGUUUCUCUUUGCGAACAAUUAAUUUCUAUUGGUGCUUAUGUUAAGUCAAAGGAUGACCAAGGAAUGACUGCUUUACACCAUGCCGCUGAUGAUAAUAAUACUAAAGAAAUUGUUGAAUUCCUUGUUUUUAAUGGAAUUAAAGUCAACUCAAUUGAUCAAGAUGGAAAAACAGCUCUCCAUUAUGCCGCUAUGAAUAAUAAGAAAGAAAUUACAGUUUUUAUACUUUUACAUGGUGCAAAAAUUGAUUAUAAAGAUGAUUUUGGAAAAAGUGCACUUCAUUAUGCAGCUGAAUAUAAAAACUUAGAAAUAGCAGAACUUCUUAUUACUAAUGGAGCUAAAAUCGAUUCGAAAGAUGAAGAUAAGGAAACACCUCUUCAUUAUGCUGCAGAAAGUGAUUGUAAAGAAUUAGUCCAGCUUCUUAUUUCUAAAGGCGCUGAUAUUAAUGCAAAAGAUAACAAAAACAAAACAGUACUUCACUAUGCAGCAAUAAAUAAUAGCCAAGAAACUGCAGAGUUCCUUAUUAUGAAUGGAGCAGAUGUUAAUUCUAAAACUAAAAAUGGAAAAACUCCUAUUUAUUAUGCCAUCAUUAAUAACAGCAAAGAAACAGUUGCUCUACUUAUUUCACAUGGCGCCGACAUAACUGAAAAAUACGGAAAUGGAGCAACGCUUCUCCUUUGUGCGUCACGCUGUAAUAGCUAUGAAACUGCAGAACUUCUUAUUUCACACGGUUCAGACGUAAAUGCGAAAAAUUAUUAUUGGAAAACAUCUCUUCAUUAUGCAUCAAGAAAUAAUAACAAAGAACUAGUUGAACUUCUUAUUUCACAUGGUGCCCAAAUCAAUAUUAAAACUAAAAGAGGAAAAACUGCAUUAGAUUAUGCAUCAGAAAAAUGCAACACUGAAAUAGUCGAUCUCCUAAGAUCUCAUGGUGCAGAAAUCAAUACAAAAACCAAGAAAAAGAAAACUCACCCACCAUAUUUUAACAACAAACAGUGA
Molecule: messenger RNA, 1878 nt
Organism: Trichomonas vaginalis G3
Lineage: Eukaryota; Parabasalia; Trichomonadida; Trichomonadidae
Product: ankyrin repeat and SOCS box-containing protein 4 family
Exons: 1
Coding region: 1-1878 (625 amino acids)
Molecular function (GO): protein binding
Source: RefSeq, a predicted model, not a curated record